Molecule: messenger RNA, 3979 nt
Organism: Agelaius phoeniceus (red-winged blackbird)
Lineage: Eukaryota; Metazoa; Chordata; Aves; Passeriformes; Icteridae
Source: RefSeq, a predicted model, not a curated record
UUUACAGUUUUACACCCAAAAGCGUUGCUUCGAGCCUGUAAAUCCUCCAGUAUGACAGAGAUGUGCGAAAAUACUGCAACAUUCAGGAGCGGAGAGGAGGUUGCAGUUUCGCUGGUGGAGAAGAUGCAGGCUCAGGAGAUCCUGCGGAGCCUGCGGCUGCCCGAGUUCGAUGACCUCAGCCAGUUCUUCCGCAACCUGCCGGCCACGGCGCUGGUGGGCCUGGGCGCCUUCGCCGCCGUCGUCGCCUACUGGUUCGCCAGCCGGCCCCGCGCCGUGAAGCCGCCCUGCGACCUGCGCAUGCAGUCGGAAGAAGUCGAGGGCCUGGCCGGGGCGCGCCGCUCGGUGAUUGGGGACAGCCCGCAGCUGCUGACGCACUACUACGAUGAUGCCAGGACCAUGUACGAGGUCUUCAGGAGGGGAUUCAGCAUCUCUGAGAAUGGCCCUUGCCUGGGCUUCAGGAAGCCCAAGCAGCCCUACCAGUGGCUGUCCUACAAGGAGGUGGCUGAAAGAGCAGAAGCUCUGGGUUCAGGCCUUUUGCAGCAGGGCUGCAAGCCAUCCACAAAGCAGUUCAUUGGCGUCUUCGCUCAAAACCGUCCAGAGUGGAUCAUCUCUGAGCUGGCUUGCUACACCUAUUCCAUGGUGGUGGUUCCCCUGUAUGACACCUUAGGUCCUGGAGCCAUUCGGUACAUUGUCAACACAGCUGACAUUUCCACAGUCAUUUGUGACAAGCCUGAAAAAGCCAAGAUACUCCUUGACCAUGUGGAGAGGAAAGAAACACCAGGCCUGAGGUCUAUAAUCCUGAUGGACCCAUUUGAGAAGGAGCUGACAGAGAGAGGGAAGAGCUGUGGGGUUCGCAUCCAGACCAUGCAGGAGGUGGAGGACUGUGGCCGUGAGAGCCGACAUGUGCCUGUGCCUCCUCGACCAGAAGAUCUGUCAAUUGUCUGUUUUACUAGUGGCACUACAGGAAAUCCCAAAGGUGCUAUGCUGACCCAUGGAAACGUGGUGGCGGAUUUUUCAGGCUUUUUGAAAGUGACGGAGAAAGUGAUCUUUCCGAGACAGGACGAUGUGCUCAUCUCCUUCCUGCCUCUGGCUCACAUGUUUGAAAGAGUUAUACAGUCUGUAGUGUACUGCCACGGAGGGCGAAUUGGCUUCUUCCAAGGCGACAUUCGCCUCCUGUCUGAUGACAUGAAGGCACUGCGGCCAACCAUCUUCCCUGUCGUGCCACGGCUGCUGAACAGAAUGUAUGACAAGAUCUUCAGCCAGGCUGACACAUCCCUCAAGCGCUGGAUCCUGGAAUUUGCGGCCAGACGGAAAAAGGCCGAAGUUCGAAAUGGCAUCAUUAGAAACGACAGUUUGUGGGAUAAACUUUUCUUUAAUAAGAUACAGGCAAGUCUUGGGGGAUGUGUCCGCAUGAUAGUGACAGGUGCUGCCCCCGCGUCCCCGACUGUCCUGGGCUUCCUCCGCGCAGCCCUCGGAUGCCAGGUUUAUGAAGGCUAUGGCCAAACAGAAUGCACAGCUGGAUGCACCUUCACAACUCCAGGUGACUGGACAUCAGGUCAUGUAGGAGCCCCUUUGCCCUGUAACUUAAUCAGAUUGAAGGAUGUGGAAGAACUGAAUUAUUUUGCUUCCAAAGGAGAAGGAGAGAUCUGUGUGAAAGGACCCAAUGUGUUUAAAGGUUACUUGAAAGAUGAAGAGAGGACAGCUGAGGCACUGGACCAGGAGGGCUGGCUUCACACAGGAGACAUUGGAAAAUGGUUACCUAAUGGGACCCUUAAAAUUAUUGAUCGGAAAAAGCAUAUCUUUAAACUUGCUCAGGGAGAAUACAUCGCACCAGAGAAGAUAGAGAAUAUCUACAUCCGCAGUGACCCUGUUGCUCAGAUCUAUGUCCAUGGAGACAGCCUGCAGGCCUUCCUGGUGGGAAUUGUGGUGCCUGAUUCUGAAGUCAUGCCAGGUUGGGCAAAGAAAAGAGGGUUUGAAGGAACAUAUGCAGAACUCUGUAAAAAUAAGGAACUGCAGCAAGCGAUAAUGGAAGACAUGGUACGGUUAGGGAAGGAGAGUGGGCUUCACUCCUUUGAGCAGGUCAAAGCCAUUUAUAUUCACUCUGAUAUGUUCUCGGUGCAAAACGGUUUGUUGACACCAACAUUAAAGGCUAAAAGACCAGAACUGAGAGAUUACUUCAAAAAACAAAUAGAAGAGCUAUAUUCAAGCAUCUCCAUCUGAAAUCACAGGAAGAAUCUUCUGAGUAAUGGACUUCAUAGCAAUAUUAGAAUAAUACUCGAAAACUACAGAGCCAGAACAACACUGCUGAAAUGGAUAAGCAUCUGAAUCUUACAUUUGAGCCUUUCAUUUUUCUAGGAUUUCAUCACUAACCAUAUUUUCCCUUCUUUUUGCCAUCAGGUGUGAUACAAUUUCUUUUUUACUCUAGGUAUACAGUAAGGCACUAUUAAAAGUUAUGCUAAAUUGACACAAAAUAUGCAGAAAUUUCAAUCUAUGACCAAGUAAAUGAUGGAAGCAUAUCUUUUAAGUAACUACAAACAUUUCUAGUUAAAAUAGGGAAAAAUUCAGGUAUGUCUGUUGAUAUUUGAUUGUAUACAACCUAAUAUAUUAGAAACUAAAAUUAUAAGUAAUUCAAUAAUGUGGUCUACCUCAAAUAAUCAGUGACUGAUGGUGAAAGUAAAAGUCUAUUUUCUCUGAUUUGGAACUUCAAGCUGGAUAUUGGUUUAUAUAGUAAGUGAUAGCUUUUAUAUUUUUCAGGACAUAAAUGACAUUGAUUUGAUUUAAUCAUUGAUGAUUUAACAAUCAGAACAGAAAUAGGAAGGAAUUUCCCACUAUUUGUACUUAAUAGACCUAAUAGUAUAUUACAUCUAACGGAUUCAUGUUACCUGGAAAUGACAAGAACAGGGUAGGAAGCAAUAGCACAGAAUUCCCUCUAUUUCCUUUUCAUCCAAACACAGUUUAUCCAUGGUUUGCAGAUUCUGCAUUAGGGCUCCUUCAGUCCAGUGCACUCAAGGACAUCUGAACUGCUCAAACGGAGAAGGUUGCAAAAGCAUCACUGGCUCUGUGGUGGCUUUAGGUGGGAGUUCACCAUAAUCCAUAUGCUCCCAAUCCCUAAUUGAUUACUUCACAUGCUGCUAAUACUGCAUAGUCCAGCUGGACUAACUCCCUUCAGAAACAGCGCUAAAGAAACGGAGCACAAGGAAUAAGCUGUGAUUCUGGACGGGGCUUAGCAAAAUGAAAAGGUUUGGGAAAAGGCCAGCCUGAGAUGCAGCAGUGGAGGGCAUCCUAUCCUUUAUCUGGCCAUGGAAGGGGAAGCAAUACUGCCCCAAAAGACUCAUGGGGAUGGGCUAAAGGCUGUGUUGGCCAUUGCUGUGCAAGGCAGAACAGUGGAUGUGGUGGCAGAAGGGCCUGUUACGGGAAUGUCUUUAUGGUCAGACAUCUGGAAGCAUCAAAUCCCAUUGGCAUCACCUCCAAUGGCCUCUCUGGGAUAACCAGCAAGUUGUCUGGAUAAAACCUUACAUUUCUGUGGUCAUCAGAAAGGGGAUAAGUCUCACAAGGAGUAGGAACAGACUCUAGAGCUCUCUCUUGGUACAAAGCACGGUACAAGGCAAAGAGAAAACUGUCAUGUCAAGUUGCUUGAAUACAUGGACUGUUGAUAGCUUCUUUCUGCUAAACAGGGUCCUAAAUAUCUGUGUCUUUUACUAGCUGAUGUUUGUUGCACCAGUACAUGCUAGCAUGGAGCUGUGCCUGCUAGAUCUUUGCUAGGACAGUGGAAGCACACUUAUUUUCUCUCUUAUAGUGGAAUCCACUGUAGACUUCUGAAGCUAAAAGUUUAAAUUUUUAAUCUAAACAGUAUCUUAUUUUCUCUCUGAACUUCUGUUGCAUGCUUCCAAAUGAAAUAAAUUGAAUUAAUAAGUUAGUGUUUUACGAAGACUGAUUUAUUGCAGUGAUUUCAGAAUAAAAUGAUACAGAGGAAACCGUA